CGGUCAUGAAGCUCUCUGUCUUGGCAUUCGUUACUGGAUUUGCGGCUAUCGCCCUUGCCGCCCCGGCCCCUGUCUCACAUGUUGUGCACGAGAAGCGAGAAACUCAGAUGAACAAGUGGUCUCGUCGGAGUGAUCUCAAACUGAAUGGCGAUGCUAUCAUCCCAAUGUCCAUUGGGUUGACGCAGCGGAAUCUCGAUAGUGGGUAUGAAUUUUUGAUGGACGUCUCUCACCCUACGUCACCAAACUAUGGCAAGCACUGGACAUUUGAUAAGAUCAAAGAGAGGUUCGCCCCAUCAACAACCACUAUUGCUGCAGUUAAGGAGUGGCUCGUCGAUAGCGGCAUUGAUUCCGAGAGAAUCAAGAUGUCCAAAAGUCUCACUUGGAUCAAGUUCGAUGUGACUGUCGAGGAGGCCGAGUCCCUUCUUCAAACGGAAUACGGCAUCUAUACUCACGCCACGACAGGCAAAGACCACCUGGCCUGCGAAUCAUACAGCUUACCAGCGCAUAUUCGAGAGCACGUUGAUUUCAUCACGCCAACUGUCCACUUUGACGCCACCGUCAAGUUGGAGAAAAAGCGAAGAGAUCUGGAAGGCCGAAGCCUGAAAAUUAAGCCGGUCACCCAGGUCAAAGAAAAUCCCAACCCCAUUGCAGAACUUGCCGUUCAGCAGCCUCAGGUCACGUUCAGUUUGGCGAAUUGCUUUACUUAUAUCACCCCGGAUUGUCUUCGAGCAUUGUACAAUUUCACAAAUGGUACAUUGGCACAAUCUUCAUAUGGUAUCGUUGAAUACACGCCGCAAGCUUAUCUGCAGUCUGAUCUGAAUCUGUUCUACUCCAAUUUGCAACGUCAAAUUUCAUCCGGGACAGGUCCGACUGUUGAUCUAAUUGAUGGCGCGAUUGUCCAGACCACAACUCAGAGCUUCAGUUACAACGGUGAAUCAGAUCUCGACCUUCAGUAUGCCAUUGCACUGGUGUACCCACAAAAGGUCACGCUGUACCAAACAGGUGACACUGUCGAGGGCGCUUCUUUCAAUAACUUCUUAGAUGCCAUCGAUGCAUCAUACUGCACUUCAGGCGGAGGAGAUGAUGCAACUUAUGAUGGCAUCUAUCCCGAUACAGCCUCAGGCGGCUACAAAGGAGCAGCAAACUGCGGUACCUUCGCACCUACCUCCGUGAUCUCAACCUCAUACGGGUACAACGAAGCCGAUCUACCCGCCGCCUACGAGGUCCGUCAAUGCAACGAGUAUAUGAAGCUCGGUCUCGCCGGGGUGACAGUUCUCUACUCCUCUGGAGACAAUGGCGUAGCAGGAAACAGCGCCGAAUGCUGCACCAGCGCCAAGUGCGCAGGAGGAACCCUCAACUCCGGCGGCUCAGGAACAUUCAACCCCUCCUUCCCCGGCACCUGCCCUUACAUCACGGCCGUAGGCGCCACGCAGAUCAAGCCCAACACAGCCGUCACAGCAACUAACCCCGAAGAAGCCUGCGAAACAGUAAUUUACUCCGGUGGCGGCUUCAGCAACGUCUUUGCCAUGCCUUCAUACCAAUCCUCCGCCAUCUCCACCUAUUUCACAUCCCACAAGCCCUCGUAUACAGCCACGCAAUACAAUAAUUCCCAAACCGUACGCGGCUUUCCCGAUGUGUCUGCCAACGGUGCCAACUAUGUUGUUGCUGCGGAUGGCUCCUUGUCAUUGGUUUAUGGGACGUCCGCUUCGGCGCCUGUGUUUGGAAGUAUUAUCACGCUGAUCAAUGAGCAGAGGAUUGCUGCUGGGAAGAGCGCUGUGGGGUUUAUUAAUCCGACCUUGUAUGCUAACCCCGGGGCGUUUACAGAUAUCACCACUGGGGGCAAUCAAGGGUGUGGGACGGCAGGCUUUACUUCUGUUGCUGGGUGGGAUCCCGUUACGGGGUUGGGGACGCCGAAAUAUCCUGUAUUGCUUGCGGCGUUUAUGGCGCUCGCUUGAUAUUAUGAGCUAUUCGCGACAGUAAUGGGCAGGGAUUAGCCCCUUUCUUGGGUGAACUCAAGGCGUCCUAUAGCAACCCGCUAUGGAGUUCUCUGAGAACUCGAUGACUUUUCAUUAAGAACACUUCAGGGAAAUGG
Hyaloscypha bicolor E is the source of this 2092-nucleotide messenger RNA. RefSeq names its product subtilisin-like protein. The record is from RefSeq and is a predicted model, not a curated record. The coding region runs from base 6 to 1955 and encodes 649 amino acids. Gene Ontology annotation, biological process: proteolysis. Lineage: Eukaryota; Fungi; Ascomycota; Leotiomycetes; Helotiales; Hyaloscyphaceae. The transcript is spliced from 6 exons. Gene Ontology annotation, molecular function: tripeptidyl-peptidase activity; serine-type endopeptidase activity.